AUGGCCGAAGAACAGCUAACCUCUGAGGCAAUGGAAGAUGAUAUAAAUCCUGAAGUUACUGAAAUUACUAAUACAGUAGAAAAUACUGAGAUUAUGGAGACUUCCGAGGCCAAUGAGCCGGACCUAACUUCAGAAAUUUCUGGUCAACAAGCUUCUGCACCGUCACAUCUUUCCGUUCAAGCCGACUCUGAGACAACACCUGAAAUACCUCAAACUGAAGAAGAUUCAUCAACGGCUGAGAUAAUUAAAACUGAAGAGGAACCAUUGGGAACUGAAGAGGAACCAUUGGUAUCUGAAGAGGAACCAUUGGUAUCUGAAGAGGAACCAUUGGUAACUGAAGAGGAACCAUUGGCAACUGAAGAGGAACCAUUGGCAACUGAAGAGGAACCAGUGGUAACUGAAGAGGAACCAUUGGCAACUGAAGAGGAACCAGUGGUAACUGAAAAAGAACCAUUGGUAACUGAAAAAGAACCAUUGGUAACUGAAGGAUCUAAAAGUGAUGAUUCAUCGAUAGUUGAAGUACAUAACACCGAAGAUUCAUUGAUGACAAAGAUAAUCGAACUUGAAAAAGAUUCAUCAGUGGCAGAAAUAGUCGAAACAGAGGAAGAUUCAUCGAUUUCAGAAAUACACGCAAUUAAAGAAGAUACGUCGAUGACAGAGAUACCCAAAGCCGAAGAUUCAUCGACGGUACAUAAAAUCGAAGAUUCAUCGAUGGUACAUAAAAUCGAAGAUUCAUCGAUGGUAGAACAACAUAAAAUCGAAGAUUCAUCAAUGACAGAACCGUAUAAUAUCGAAGAUUCAUCAAUGACAGAACUAUAUAAAAUCGAAGAUUCAUCGACGGUAGAACCACAUAAAAUCGAAGAUUUAUCGAUGGUAGAAACACAUGAAAUCAAAGAUUCAUCGAUAGUAGGACCACAAAAAAUCGAAGAUUCGUCGACGAUAGAAGCACAUAAAACCGAAGAUUCAUCUAUGGCGGAAGCUCAUAAAAUUGAAGAGGAUUCAACGAUUGCAGAAAUUCACAAGAUGGAAGAGUCAUUCAUGGUGGAAGUUCACAAAAUCGAAGAUUCACAGGUGGUGGAAGUUCACAAAACCGAGGAUUCACCCAUGGCGGAAGUUCAUAAAACCGAAGAUUCAUCUAUGGUGGAAGUUCACAAAACCGAAGAUUCAAAGAUGGUGGAAAUUCAAGAAGUUCACAAAGCCGAUGAUUCAUUUAUGGCAGAAGUUCACAAGACCGAGGAAGAUUCUACCAUGACAGAAAUCCACAAAGCUGAGGAAGAUUCAAUAAUGGCAGAAAUACAUAAAACCGAGGAUCAAUUUUUGGAUAAUUCCAUGGCCCUCACAGACUACUCCAAUGUACCACCACCUUCUUCACUUACCUCAGCUUCAGGACCAGUUGAGUUUAGUGAUGCGAUGGCGAAAGUAAAGGCUAUCGCAGCCAAAUUAGAAAGUCGAGAUGAUUACCGAGAUGAUUAUCGUAGAGACUCUUACAAUAGACGAGAUCGAGGAAGUCGUUACGAAGAUUAUGGAAGGGAUUCAAAAAGAACGGCUUAUGAUGGUGGUUCAUCUCGCCCAGAGCACGAUAAUAGUAAUAAUAGACAUCGUUACGGUAUAGGAAGUGAAGAUCGACGUUCAUACCAUGGUUCCCAUUAUGGGCCACUCGGAGAUUCGUCUCGUAUUUCAACUCAAGAAGAAUUUAAAGUACCUAAUGCAGUUGUAGGUUUAGUUAUUGGUCGAGGAGGAGAGAAUUUGAAGCGAAUUGAAAAACAGACAGGAGCACGGAUCCAAUUUUCACAAGAUCAACCGCCAGAUGUUAUAGAAAGACGAGUAACUAUUACCGGCACACCAGAUGAUGUUAAGAAUGCCAAAGGGAUGAUUCAACAACUUGUCGAUGAUGCUAUCAACAGCAAUGCUCUUAAUCGUCGCGAUUUACAAGGUGGAGGUAAUCGUUCAACUAUCACAAUUCACAUUCCAAGUAGUAAAGUUGGAGUUGUUAUCGGCCGAGGUGGCGAAACCAUUCGAGACUUGCAGGAUCGAAGUGGUGCACGGAUCAACGUAACACCGGAUAGUGCAGCUAGCCCACAAUCUAAUGAUCGAUCAGUAACUUUAAUCGGAGAUGAAGCUGCUGUUCAAAGAGCCAAAGCUCUAAUUGAUGAAAUUGUAAAUACUGAUUACCGCUCAAACAGUUACGGUGGCAGCACUUAUAGUAAUGAUAAUCAUGGUAAUAACUAUGGUGGUGGUGGUCAUUACGGACCAUAUGGUGGACAUCCUACAGGAAAAACUAAUCAAGAUAGUAUCACUAUCCAAGUUCCGAAUGAUUCUGUUGGAUUAAUCAUAGGAAAGGGAGGGGAAACGGUAAGAGCACUUCAACAGCAGUCAGGAGCAAAAAUACAAAUUGAACCUGUUCACGGUGUUCCGCCAGUCGAGCGCAAUGUACAAAUUAUCGGUUCUGCUGAAAAUAUUACUGUCGCGAAACAAUUGAUUCUUGAAAAAGCUGCAUCUGGAAAUCGCGAAAGGCCAUCACGUCAUGGUGACCAAAAUAGGGGAUAUGGAAACAGGGAUUACGGAUCGGGUGGAUAUCAACAAACUCCGUAUCAACAUCAGCAAAACAGCUAUCAACAAGGCAGCUAUCAACAAGGAAAUUAUCAGCAAGGAAACUAUCAACAAGGAAACUAUCAACAAGGCACCGGCUAUCAGCAAAGCAGCGCCAACUCAAGUAAUACAGGAGGUUCCGGAUAUCAGAAUAAUGGAUAUUCUACUGGAAUAUAUAACACGCAACCACAACAAACUACCUACGUUCAAAACACUACAAAUGAUUACGGACAACCCAUAUCUAGCGGAUAUCCUACUACUGGUGUAUAUGGGACACAAGGCCAACAGUCUACAAACUAUGCCCAAUACGGACAAUAUAAUACUACUCAAGCUCCUACAGCAUACAACCAAUUUCCUGCUCAAACACAGUAUGGAUCUUACGGCCAAACUACACAAUAUAAUCAAUCUCCCGCUGGACAAUCUACACCGGCUCCUGUAGUACAACCUGUUGGACAGCCUGUUGGACAACCUAUUAGUCAACAAGUUGGUUAUUAUCAGACUCCAGCAGUAAAUCAAACCAAACUUGGUCAGGGAACUGAUGUCAAGCAAGAUGGUCAAUCUGUCACUGUAGCGCCAAAUUACGGCUAUUCACAAUAUGGUUACACUUAUGGAACAACAGCUGCUACAACAACUUCACAGUAUUCUAACACCGCUGGUCCGCAAAGUCUCACUAUAAAUACAACCCAUACACCCAGUGCGUAUGGUUCUGCCGCAUCUGUAUAUGGUGCUGUAACAACUGGCACAGCUAUUCAUUCCUCUGCUGCUGCUUCAGCACCUGGAACUGGAGAUCAAACUACUACGCAACAGCAGACUUAUUCCGGUUACUAUGGUCAGCAAUAUUCUCAAGAUCAAUAUAAUCAGCAGCAAAAUUAUUACCAACAAUAUUAUCAACAGCCACAAACUUAUAGCUAUCAAACGACGACUACAAAUACCCAUACAGCGGAGCCCCAAAA
Cetraspora pellucida is the source of this 3542-nucleotide messenger RNA. The record is from the annotation of a GenBank genome assembly. Lineage: Eukaryota; Fungi; Glomeromycota; Glomeromycetes; Diversisporales; Gigasporaceae.